Messenger RNA from Ectocarpus sp. CCAP 1310/34, 277 nucleotides. Lineage: Eukaryota; Phaeophyceae; Ectocarpales; Ectocarpaceae. The record is from the annotation of a GenBank genome assembly.
AUGCUGGUGGUCAUUCGCCACUUCCACGAGGGCAUGAGGGCGCGGGUUCGAACGGACGACGGGCAGUACUCGGAAUGGUUUGACGUCGGCCAAGGUCUCCGACAGGGAUGCAACCUGGCCCCGCUGCUGUUCAACUUGUUCUCUGCCGCGAUGCGCAUGGUCGCAGUGACCGGGUUCGACAAGGACCCCAACGUGACGGCGGAUAUGAUCAAGAUCGCAACCCGAGUGGAGUGCACGGGCAAGAGGGGCAGGUCGGCGGGGAAGAAGGCGAUGAUGG